Molecule: messenger RNA, 2748 nt
Organism: Bombus huntii
Lineage: Eukaryota; Metazoa; Arthropoda; Insecta; Hymenoptera; Apidae
Exons: 5
Coding region: 1132-1872 (246 amino acids)
Source: RefSeq, a predicted model, not a curated record
GAUUUAUCUGUAAAAAGAUAUGUAAACUUUUUUCUAGAAGAUAAAGGUAGGAUGUAAUUAAUUUGUGAAAUUAAUACGAAGGAAAUAUUGAGAAAUUAUUUGCGAAAUCGGCAGCUGUGUAGUUAUCGGAAAAAUGAUAUCUAGUGAAAUUCUAAAAAUCAGCUGCAAUGAUUGCAUCGGCAAAUUUUUAAUCAUUUGUAUUGUCACCGCUAUCGUAUUUCUCAAUAUUCGAUAUUGCGGAUAAGAUAUUUGACCGAGCAAUUAGCUAAUGUUGAAACGUCAAGAUAACCAUACUGACUCAGAUCACACAAAUAUAUCACGUGAAUGAGAUAUGAUUGAAUCCGCUUUCGCGAUAAUUGCACUCGAAACGCUCAAACAUACUCUCGACAAGAUCACCUGUCAGAGCAACUCGUGAAAUCAUAGGUUACAUGAAAUUUAUGUUUUAAAAUACAAAAAAAAUGAAGAUGAUAAAUUAUAACGAAAGAAAGUUACCAUUGGAUAUGAUCGCUAUUAAUUAUUAAGAUGAAUAAAUGGUUUCAAGAAAAUGUACGAUAUAAUAAAAAGAGAAGAAAACGCUGAGUCCUCCGUGAAAUCAGGAGGUUAAUGAAAAAUAGAUACGAGCGUUUAAAAUAAGAUUUUUUAAAUAAACCGUACUAUCGAUACAGAUUUUAUUUGAAAUAUGCAAUAAUAAUAGAACAAAAUUAAUACUACAUACUUCAUUUGAAUAUUUAUCAAAUCCAGAUACAAAUUUGACAGAAACUAACGAAAGAUGAGAAAGAAAAAUUGUAAAGAUCCUGUAUGUCCAACAAAUCGACACCCUCCAAGGUACUUGAAAAUAAUUGUAAAAGUGGUAUGAAUAUUUUUCAUGCAAAGAUUGUAUCGUUUAAGGCAUCGCACUACGAGUAACAGCAAAUCAAAGGAUCGAACAACUACAUCAAGAAAACGCAGUCGCGCAACGAGUUGUAGAAAGUACUUUAGAUAAUCUUUGCGUUGCAUUUUUUUUUUUUUUUUAUGAUUUUGCAACUUCAACAAUUAUUUUCUUAUGGUUAUGCGACGAAGAUAUAAACUACAUGAUUUAUAAAUAAAAAGGUAUGUUCUACGAAUAAAGAUUUUCAUUUGAUUUCCAGCAAAAUGUGCCAAGCUUCGAGAUCGACCGUAGAAAGUUCAACAUCGAUGUCGAGGACACGUACAAGAAGCAGAGAAUCGAUAAAAUCAUGCAGAUCGAGGUCGAUCUGUUGUAGAUCGCGCAAAAAAAGAGUCUGCCACUGUCGCAGAAUACGAGAAGCUCGCAAGCAAGCAAGUCCGCCAAGAAAGAAAAAGCGCAUAAGAUCUCGAUGUAAAACGUUGAAAAAGAACCAAACGCCUCUCUGUAUAUGCGUCAAAGGAUCCAGUUCGCAAGAUCUAAGGAAGAAUUGCAAAUGUCCAUCGACGACGUGCCCAAUGCUUUCAAAAUAUGAUGAUUGUUGCUGUAUAAGAAAGAAGAGAAAUAGAAGCAAGAAAGGAAACAAUCCAAAAAAUAAUCCAAGAAACAAUCCAAAAAACGAUCCAAAAACUAAUGCAAAUUCAAAUCCUGGAAGAGGAAGAUCGGCACGACAAUGUCACUGCGAAUCACCUACAUCAAAUCCAAAGAGAAACAUAUUUGCAAGAGGACUAUCCAAUUUACGUAGGAAGCUACAACAAUUUGAACUUCCUUUCCGUCGGUAUGAAAAACUAAUAUGCAAUGGUAAUAAUCGAACAAAUAUGUCUAUUAAUAUUUUGGUUUCAAACCUAGACAUAAUAGGAAACAAACAUGCAGAACAUGCACCGACCGAUGCAACUCGAGAGUUUCUUCAAAGAACCGAAGUCAAAACGCGCCAGAGAGGAGGAAAGUGAAAUUCUGCAAAUAAGGGUAACAAUGAAUUGGUAUUUCUGAUAAAUGUUUCGUUUGUAUUUGCUUACAAAAUCAAUGUAAGUGCUCGAAGACUCGAUGAACAAGCGAAUGGAUUUUGUCGUGCUGGAUAUCUCUCGCGUGUUUCAGAAACACGCUGAAUUAUACAUACAAGAAGGCGUAGACGAACGAGCUGACCCACAGUUAUGAUUCGUAGGCUCGAGGCGAGAGAAAAUUGUUCGUCACGAGUCUUUUGCAUGUUGCCAGAACAUUCGCCAGCAUUGUAACGUAUACAGUUACAGACAAGUGAUUAAUAGUGAUCGAAAAACGCCUGCGUAGUAUCGCACGACAAAAACCACUCGUUUGCAUCGGGACUGAGAGAUAUCUUCGAUUUACGAGCUAAUGGCUUGUACGCUUAAUAAUUAAGUAAUGCGAAUAUAAAUUAUAAAUCGAUAAAUCAUACGAAGGUAUUAAGCAGCGUCCAGUGAGAAUCAUUUUUUGCAAGACCUUUGACGAACUAAGAAUCUGCUUUAUGCUAAGAAAAAAGAAAAAAGAAGUACAUCGCCAAGCGGAGCAUAUAAUAUGAACGACAAGAACAAUGAACAAUCUAUUCGAUACUUUUAAUUACGUCAACCAAUACUAUUCAAUCCAAGAUACGAUACACAAAAAUAUAAAAAUGAAAUGAGUGUUUAAAUAUUAACAUAUAUCUUUUAUUUUUACGAUAUUAAAUAGUCCAUAUGCAUAAAGAAGUUUCGUACAUAUCCGUAAGAUACUGUUUUAUAAGUAUUCUAAAAUCUAUAAACCUGAGCUUUGAGAAUUUCAAGAUCGUUUUUUUUUUUCAAAUUAAUAUUCUUCUAACAAUUAAAUCUAUAAUCUGACAC